This is a messenger RNA of Ixodes scapularis (black-legged tick), 843 nucleotides long. RefSeq lists its product as uncharacterized. NCBI's taxonomy places the organism in Eukaryota, Metazoa, Arthropoda, Arachnida, Ixodida, Ixodidae. The record is from RefSeq and is a predicted model, not a curated record. The coding region runs from base 1 to 843 and encodes 280 amino acids. The transcript has 4 exons.
AUGCAAAUUUUUUUACAAAUAAGAUUAACAAUCAUAAGUAGACAUAAACUUUUCCUAUAUAUAGACACCAAAAAAAAAUAUGCAGUGUCAAUGAAGGACACCUUCACAAGUGCAGAACCUGGGUACCAGGAGCGGAAGUUCUUGGAAUUCGAGAGUUGCCUCGAACAGCUGUUUUCUGUAUGCAAGACUUGCUACAGCCCUUGCGACGUCUCCAUGAAGGGGGUUGGCACUCUGCUCGUGGUACGGACCUCUUGCCCUGCAGGGCACACGAACCGCUGGGACAGCCAACCGUACAUCAACGGCAGGGGGGCGGGGAACCUGCUCCUCACAUCUCUCGUGCUCUUCACGGGUGCCUCCCCAACCAGAACGCUGCGCCUGUUCCAGUUGAUGAACAUCCAGGUCUUCUCAAAAAAGACCUACUUCAACUACCAGCGAGCAAUUUUGGUCCCAGCUGUUGAAGAGGUGUGGAGAGACGAGCAAGAGAAGCUGAUGGAAGAGCUCCGUGACCAGCCCCUCGACCUCGCUGGUGAUGGGAGGUGUGACUCUCUUGGCUUUAGUGCCAAAUACCUAACGUAUUCCCUGCACGUGCCCUCUGUCAACAAGAUCCUGCACUUUGAGCAAAUUCAGGUUGGAGAGUGCGAAGCGGUGCGCUGCAGCGGGCACAUGGAAAAGGAAGGUCUUGUGCGGUCCCUUGCUUUCACAAGGGACAACCAGCUCACUGUGCAGUCCCUGGCCACCGACGGGCACUGUUCCAUCGGGAAACACAUGCGGGAAAAAGAACCGGCCAUCCUGCACUACUUCGACGUAUGGCACGUUUCAAAAAGUAAAUAUCACAUGUUAUGA